Messenger RNA from Rotaria sp. Silwood2, 489 nucleotides. Lineage: Eukaryota; Metazoa; Rotifera; Eurotatoria; Philodinida; Philodinidae. The record is from the annotation of a GenBank genome assembly.
AUGAAGUUGAUAGAAUGCUUGACAUGGGUUUUCAGGAUGAUGUUGAUUAUAUUAUUAAAAAUGUUUAUUGUGGAAAAAGAAAAUGUCAUGAUUGUUUUUUCUGCAACAAUUUCAUAUUGGUUAAAAAAAAGUUUAUCUCGUUAUAUGUCGCAAACAAAUAAAUCAUUUAUUAAUUUAAUUGGAGAUUCUCAACAAAAAACAGCAAUUAAUGUUCAACAUUUAUCAUUUAAAUUAAAUAAUAUUGAUAAAAGAGCAGAAAUUGUUUUAUCUUUAUUUGAAAAAUAUUCAAAUAAUAUAAAUAAAAGUCAAUCAAUUGUUUUUUGUCAAACAAAACAAGAAUGCGAUUUAUUAGCUAAAUCAAAUGAAAUCUAUUCUAUUUCAUCAGAUAAUUUUCCUCAAGGAAAGAUUCGUUUAUUAAUAAUAACAGAUGCAUCAGUAUGUGGUCUUGAUAUUCCACAAUUUAAAGGAUUGGGAAACAUACGUUCAUAG